AUGGACACUCUCAGUACCAUGCCGCCCAAUCUCGUGAAGAAGAAUGUCUCAGAAUUCUAUUGCGGAUUCCCCGAAAUCCAGCUCAAAAUCUUUUGGCCGGGUUAUGAGGUCAUCAGCUUCAUGGAACGUAUUACCAUCAAGGGCCAGAGCAGCGGGCAGAUUGUCCUUGCUAUCACAGCGGCGUUCCAACGAUUCAUCCAGAGAGCACUCAAGCUUCCGGCCCCGCCGCGUGGUGCAGCCCAAUACGCCAUCACGCCAAACUCGCUGUUCGCGAAGAAGAACCACAUAUGGUUCCGUGCCAUCCACCACGUUGGAGAUGACAUCUUCACGCUUGAGCUGGAGUGCAAAUGA
Molecule: messenger RNA, 351 nt
Organism: Trametes versicolor FP-101664 SS1
Lineage: Eukaryota; Fungi; Basidiomycota; Agaricomycetes; Polyporales; Polyporaceae
Exons: 3
Coding region: 1-351 (116 amino acids)
Source: RefSeq, a predicted model, not a curated record